Penicillium angulare is the source of this 321-nucleotide messenger RNA. RefSeq lists its product as uncharacterized. Bases 1 to 321 code for a protein of 106 amino acids. NCBI's taxonomy places the organism in Eukaryota, Fungi, Ascomycota, Eurotiomycetes, Eurotiales, Aspergillaceae. The record is from RefSeq and is a predicted model, not a curated record. The transcript is spliced from 2 exons.
AUGUGUCGAAGCACAUGUGCACGUCUCAUUCAGUGGAUUGGCACUAGAAAUUCAGACCUUGAGAGAAGAGAGCCUUCAACUCAAGGCACAGGCCACACAUAUGCCUGCCAGAAAGAGAAUCAGCGGCUGGAGAGAAUGAACACGCUGAUGGAAAGGCUCCUUCGGCGAGAACGCCAGAAAAAUGGGUAUUUACUUAAUCGUUGUGCCGGCCAAGAAGGCAUGCUGUCUUCAUUCCGCAAAGACCUUCCCAGCGUCCAAAACGGCAUGUCUAGCCUUCUGGAGACCUGGGAGGAUAUCGGAUACACAAGAGCAAAGCAAUAA